GACUCUUCGAAUUCACGCGAAUGCAGUUCGGUUAAUGCACCGCCACAAUCUAAAUGAAACCUACAAAAAAAAAAAAAAAAAAACAAAAGAGAAUGAUUAUUAAGCGAUUAAAGCAUUUUCUAUGCAAAUCGGAAUUAGAUUUUAGUUUGAGUGACAGAACAGCAACGAAAUUUUUUUCAGUGAGGGAUGGGUUACUAGGGAUUUAUUUUCGCGUUUCAGUUCAGUGGUGAUAGUCAGCUUCUGUCAAAGAUUUUAUAGCAUGGCGAGCGUAAUACCGUCCACAGUAUGAUUCUAUUUGUCGAUUUGAAUUGUAUAACGGCUAAAGUUUUCAAAUUUACGUUGUGUAAACUUAUCAUUUUCCAGUGUGAGUGGGCUACUGGAACAUAAGCGGGAACUGGUGCACUGAAGUGGUUAAAUGAGUUUAUCUAUUUACGGUAUUUGUGAAAUAAGGAGGCUCAACGGUUUUUGGAGUCAUGUCUACUUUCCGCACCAAAUGUAUCAUAUACAAAAGGUUUACAAGGCCGUUAGUUCAAAUUACUUUGAUGCAUUGUCAAUUUUGUAUGUUACGCAGUAUAUCAUCCACGGUUAAACAUAGUGUCAACGCUGACAUGAGUCCGAAGUCAAUAUAAGUCAAAUAGUCUGAUUCUUUUGUGCGAUGUUCUUUGCGCAUUACACUGUUAAAUGACCUUAGAGCCAUACCUUAAUCACUUUUUCUCAUUCCCAGGCAUCUUCAUAGAUCCGUCCAUAUGGCCAACGGUGCAGUCGAUCGUCAAUUCGCUGGACUACAACAUCUACCCGUUUCAGUCAUCCAACGAUCUACUGUACUCCAAGGCUGCCCAUCUUCUCUACGAACUACCGUGGUCCAAUCCGAACUCGUCAAUUGCAGUGCGAUCGGAAUCGGCCGAAACCUCCGACAAGUUCACCGCCAUCUGCCGGCAUGAGCAUCUUUUCUUGGAAAACUUCCCCAGCGACCACACCAUUUUCAUCAUCCUGGGGCUUACUCGAUCCGUGAGCUUUGCAACGAAUGGAACGUUGAUCGUUGUGUUGUCUGGUCGUGAUAUGCUUAUUGUAUUAGAUCUUCCUAACGAAUCUUACAUAAUCACUGAAAUGAUUAUGUAAUGAAAAUGAAAUCAACUUGCCAUGGACGGAAGAUAGAGAUCGCUACGGAUCAAACAUUUUAGCCAGUGAUGUCCUUUCAUCGGGUUCGGUAUUUUUGGAGUUAGUGGAGCUGUUGAACCUACACACAAAAGAAAAUUGUUCGGAAAUCGACCAAUCACUAUGUUCACAUCUGAAUGCCACUUUGGAUAAUUGGCAGUACUAUGCAAAGGUCCCAUCGCAGAAAAUCAUUUCGAUGCUCAAUUUAGAAAACUUUACGCAGUCAAUGACGUUCGAAAUGCGCCAAAAGUUUAGUUCAAAGGCAAAUAGUAGCGAAGAAAUAUUGGAUUUGAAGCCGAUAGCAAGCUCCAACAUGGUAACUAAUGUUACAACACUUUAUCAUCUGAAUGAGUACAAGCAUCAAUCCUCUGAAUCCCUGAAACUGGGAAACAUAUUCUUCUGUAGCAAGGAGUUCGAAAUUCGCCAUCCAGACUAUAUUGAACAUCGUCGCCCGAUCUACCAUGGAAAUGAUUACUACGAAAUGUAUUGGCAGGUCAAACAAGAAGCUUUAGUGGCAGCGGGACUUACCAUUGCCUCUCUUGGAAUUCUUUUUUGUCUAGCCAUUCUAAUUUUCUUGAUCGUUCGCGUCUGCAUGGAUGAUGUACUAGAAGGAAAUCCACUGAGCAGUAUACUGCUACUGAUAAGCUUGAUAUUCCAGUUUGCCUCAUUUCUCCCGUUUAGUCCCGAAUACACAGGUUAUAUGCCUGAUCUUCUACACAAAGCUGACACUAUCUACACGUGGAAUACUUUAUGUACUGUCAAGUUCUUUCUCUUAUCAGUAUGCUAUAGUACAAAAUUUUCGUUGCUGUUGUGUCGUGCGAUAAUGCUAGCGUCAAUCGGUAGCGAAGGAGGAUUCUUAUCGCACGUGAACGGCUAUCUGCAGAGCGUGAUUUGCAUUUUCAGUACCUUGGUCCAGUUGGGACUCUCUACGCAACUGGUUAUCGUCUUGCACGCAAGCUCACACAACAUUUCUUGUAACGAAAUUUACUACGGAAACUGGUUCUGGGCAACCAUUGCCUACGAUGGAAUACUCCUGGCAGCGUUGUUCGUCUUGUCGCCGUAUAUUUUUAGAUCUCAAAGAAACUACCGGGAAGGAAUGCUAUUAGUUACAGGAUCUAUUCUUUGCUUAGUGAUAUGAACAACACGGAUACCACCCUGUGUAUUUGGCUAUGAAUGGCGUGAAGCUGCUGUUUCCUUAGGGUUGGUAGCAACUGCUCUUGCCGUUCUGGUGGGAGUUAUGAUUCCAAGAUGUUUCCUAAUGGUUCGAAGCAUCGCUCGUUCCGAUCUUGUUCAAGCGCUUCCAUCGCUCACAUCACUAGCCUUUGCUCAAGCCAACCAAUACAUUUCCGAACAGAGUGUUUACGAGUGUGUAAAUUCGGCAAUGCGCCAACAGAGAUCCGCAACUGCGGAGACAUUUAUGGAGCACGAGAUCGAUGAACCGUACCGUAAUUUCGGGUGAAAUUGAUCAUUUUCCACGGUUUUUCUUGUCCGUUUUCUAUAAUGU
This is a messenger RNA of Aedes aegypti (yellow fever mosquito), 2659 nucleotides long. RefSeq names its product protein bride of sevenless-like. The transcript is spliced from 3 exons. NCBI's taxonomy places the organism in Eukaryota, Metazoa, Arthropoda, Insecta, Diptera, Culicidae. The coding region runs from base 1352 to 2293 and encodes 313 amino acids. Gene Ontology annotation, molecular function: sevenless binding; adenylate cyclase inhibiting G protein-coupled glutamate receptor activity. The record is from RefSeq and is a predicted model, not a curated record. Gene Ontology annotation, biological process: G protein-coupled receptor signaling pathway; visual perception. Gene Ontology annotation, cellular component: membrane.